This is a messenger RNA of Radiomyces spectabilis, 1602 nucleotides long. RefSeq names its product kinase-like domain-containing protein. Bases 220 to 1368 code for a protein of 382 amino acids. Lineage: Eukaryota; Fungi; Mucoromycota; Mucoromycetes; Mucorales; Radiomycetaceae. Gene Ontology annotation, cellular component: cytoplasm. The transcript is spliced from 7 exons. Gene Ontology annotation, biological process: protein phosphorylation; signal transduction. Gene Ontology annotation, molecular function: protein serine/threonine/tyrosine kinase activity; protein serine/threonine kinase activity; ATP binding. The record is from RefSeq and is a predicted model, not a curated record.
UUCAGAAAAAAAAAAGGCGCUACGUCAAUUCCCUGCUGGUUUUUUUUUUCUUUCCUUUUUUUUUCCUUUUUAUUCUGUUAUAGUUAUACGCAACACGUCAAGAAUCGUUUCUAUACAUUUUAUAUAUAUAUACAACUUGUUAUAUACUUAUCACGACGAACCAAGAAGCUUUCCUUACAACAUACAGUCUUACGUCGCCCUAAUCAACUCCAUCCCCCCAUGUCUGUGAAUAAUGAUAUCAAAGUGGUCCGGGUGGUUGCAAAAGAUGCUGGAUCUGGCAAACAAAUCAAACUGGGAUAUGUGAAUAAGAAGAUCACUGGCAACGGAUCUUUUGGUGUCGUAUAUCAAACACGUCUCGUAGAUACGAACGAGGAUGCAGCCAUUAAAAAGGUGCUUCAAGACAGACGGUUCAAGAAUCGCGAGUUACAAAUUAUGCGUCUUGUGGAUCAUCCCAACGUCUGUCGGCUAAAAUCGUACUUUUACAACCAAGUGGAGGAUAAAGAUGAUGAAGUAUAUCUAAACUUGGUGAUGGAAUACGUUCCAGAUACACUGUACAGGGCGACACGCCAUUAUGCCAAAAUGAAACAACCCAUGCCAACGAUUCUAGUGCAAACUUACAUGUAUCAGGUGAUCCGAUCUUUGGCUUAUAUUCACUCUUUGGGCAUUUGCCAUCGCGAUAUCAAACCUCAAAAUGUACUCUUGGAUCCGGCAUUGGCUAUUUGUAAAAUGUGUGAUUUUGGCAGCGCCAAGAUUUUAGUACCUGGUGAACCGAAUGUGUCAUACAUUUGUUCUCGUUACUAUCGAGCACCCGAGUUGAUUUUUGGAGCUACAUCGUACACAUUAAGUAUUGAUGUAUGGUCAACGGGUUGUGUCAUGGCCGAACUUAUUCUGGGUCAACCGUUCUUCCCCGGUGACAGUGGUAUCGACCAGCUGGUGGAAAUCAUCAAAAUUUUGGGCACCCCUUCCAAGCAAGAAAUCGCGGCCAUGAAUGCAAGCUACGUAGAACAUAAAUUUCCUCAGAUCAAACCUCAUCCUUUAGCCAAGAUAUUCCAUGGCACUACGCCGGAAGCCAUUGAUCUGUUAUCGCAAAUGCUGCAAUACCAUCCUCAACGGCGGAUAACAGCCAUUGAAGCUCUGUGCCAUCCUUUCUUUGACGCGAUACGAGAUCCUAAUAUACGAUUAGCCAAUGGCAAUCCGUUACCGCCUAUGUUUGAUUUCUCAAAGCAUGAACUGUCGAUUCGCCCCGAUCUUAUUCGACGGCUAGUACCACCGCACGCUGAACAAGAAUUGCUUUCACGAGGUAUCGAUAUCCAUCAUUUUGAACCGAUCCCCAGCGAUCAACUGAAAAUACCGCCCUCGUACAUCUAAGUACAAAACACCAAAAAGGAGGACGAUGGAGCGAGGUGGACUUUCUUUUCUCUCAGUUUUUUUUUUUUUCUUUUUUGACAAUAUGGAAAGGGUUUUGUUGCAACAUUGUUGAUGAUUCUUAUCACACUAUUCAGUCAUUUGUAAACGGAAGAAAAAAAAAAAAGAAUGGAAAUUUUUGUCAUAAAGCAAACAUAAAUACAACAAUAAAGAAUCUUUGCCGAUCCAAUGUAUUCA